UUGACCCGGAAGUACCGCUGUUAUACUCGAUUCUAAUCGGAGCGGCUCCAUGGAGGGGGUUCCUGGACAGGUCUCUGAUCCUCUGUCUCCAGAAGUGAUUGCCUUUCUGCAGCAACACCCAGCGCUGCAGCCUGGCCCCAACAACCGAGUUAAAUGUUCUCUGACUGGGCAUGAGUUGCCAUGCCGACUGGCAGAUCUACAGACCUACACCAAAGGCAAGAAGUACCAACGCCUAGCAAUGAAGGAGCCAUUUAAUUUCAGUCAGUUUGAGCCACACAUUGUCCCCAGCACAAAAAACCAGCAUCAGCUGUUCUGCAAGUUGACAAUUCGCCACAUUAACAAGAUUCCACAGCAUGUUCUUCACCAUGUGAAUGGGAAACGCUACCAGAAAGCACUGAAGAAAUUUAACGAGUGUGCUGCUCUCGGGGUGCCCUUUGUACCAGCAUGUCUCUCUCAGAAGAGAAAACAGGAUCGAGAAUCUAAAAGGGAGGAGUCUUGUCACAAUCGGAAGGAAUUCUGGGAGCCUGACGAGAGUGAAGGAAGUGAGAGUGAUGAUUCAAGUGACAGUAUGAGUGAUUUGUACCCAGAACACAUCUUUCACAGAAAAGAUGACACAAAGGCAGAGGUGUUCCCGAACAAAGAGCAUAGCAAUGGUGAGAAAAUGGAGGUUGAGGUAGCGUCACCAAUGAAACGGAAAAAGCCACAACCACAAACUUACAUGAAGAAGAAAUUGAAGAAAGGGGCCUCUCAAAGACCCAGCAGUCACAGCAAGUCGAAAACAUAACUGAAAGCUGGAAAUCAGAACGAACCCUGGGAAUAACUCAGCCACUUGGUUGCCUGGUACAAUGUGCUGAGUAUUUACUGUACAGUUUCAAUUUGUAUCUGUGUAGGGAGUAAAGCAUACCUGAAACAGUAAAGCUGUGAGCAUCUUUGAACCUCU
Molecule: messenger RNA, 940 nt
Organism: Hemiscyllium ocellatum (epaulette shark)
Lineage: Eukaryota; Metazoa; Chordata; Chondrichthyes; Orectolobiformes; Hemiscylliidae
Gene: surf2
Product: surfeit 2
Exons: 6
Coding region: 50-784 (244 amino acids)
Source: RefSeq, a predicted model, not a curated record